AUAGGUGGACAGACGUGGGAGAGGUCGCCGCCCCGCCUCUCCCCUCCUCCCCCUACACACGGAAGCUCCUCGGCCCCCGUGCCAGGAUGUCCGACACCUGGGUCCCCGGGCUCGUACCCACUUUGCUGUUCGGCCUCCUGGCCGGCCCCCAACAGGCUGCUGCUAAAUGUGGACUCUUCUUCACCUGCCCCAAAGGAUUCAAGUGCUGUGGGGACAGUUGCUGCCAAGAAUACGAGCUCUUCUCUGGCCCCCUGAGGAUCUUCGUCAUCACCUUCCUCAUCAUCUUUCCCCUUUUGUGCAUCUGCUGCCUGGCUAAGCGGUUCUGUCGCAGCUGUGGAGAACCGGAGCAGGACCCCCCAGUGGAUCACCAGGGGCCCCCGGAGCCGCCCUCCAUUGCCCCCACAGAGAGGGUCAGGACGUCUACCUUUGACCCCCCGCCCCCCUACAGCGAGAUUAUUCUGAAACCUGUCCUGCCCGCCAUGGAGCCGCCCCCUCCCUACAGCUUCAGUCCCGAAGAAUAUGCCAGGAUGCCCAGGGGCAUCGACAACCCAGCCUUCUGAGCCCCCCAGCCGCCUGCCUGCAGCUUCAGCGUCCGCGCCUCCUUGGUUAAGCCAGAGACUCGUGGGACCCCUGUGAUGUCCCACCUGUCCUGCCAUGUCUCUAGCUGCUCCUGGUUUUAACUUAUUGCUUUUCCUAUCCCGGUUCCACCUCCGCUGCCUCUCUGGUCAGGAACGCUGGUCUGGAGGGUCAGCAUCUGCCCCCCACCCCGCCAAUCCCAUGUCAGAGGCUGGCAGGAGGAGCAUGUCAGGUACCUGACAGUGGGAUGCGCUAUGCUGAGGUAUGGAGAGAACCCUGUUUCUGGGGGAUACACACAUCUUCAACUGGACAGCCAGCUCCGAGAUCUUCUAGAGGGCACUCCUGUUCCUGGGAGACUUGACUGCAUCGGUUCUAGAGAAGACCCCAUUGUGCCCCCCCAAUCUGUGUACUCACUAAAUUUUAACUGUCACUGAGAGUCCGCCUCUGGCUGUGUGGGGAGGUAACUGGGGAGUGAGCCCAUGUGCCGCUGAGGGGCUGGGGUGUGGGCAGGCCACUGAACCCCACAUCCCACCAUUGAUUUGUCGGCGAUGAGCCUGGGCAGACAGUCCAUCUGUGAACCACCCUCUGGGAGAGGAUCUUUGCAGAUGUUUUGACCCAGAACCAGGGCUUGAUGCUAAAGAGCCUGGACCGGGAGCUGGGGGUGACGCGGGAGUGACUGUUCUUUUCUUCCCCAUCCCAUCUCCCACUGCUCUGCCCAGGGGAUGUGGCGCUCAGCUCCUGCCUUUCUCGCCACGGGUAUAGGGAGGGGACAAAGGAGAGGGAUGUGGGAGAGGCUAGCCAUCUGUGGGGCAGGGACUCUGGAGACCUUGACCUGCCCCACCCUGGAAGCUCCUGGAGGGAGGAGAGGAAAGGGCAGAUUCUCCCUCUUCAGCCCCAUGUGUGGUUCCGGGCACUCCCACCUGAGCUCAUCUGUGGGGUUAACCCCUAAGAGGAAAGAAGCAUUCGUCGUUGCAUCACCGGAGAGAGUCUUCACGGGGCGUGAGUCUCCAUGGAGCCUGCAGCAGAGCGUGGAGCUGGGGGACUAGCAUGGGGGACGCAGAGAGAAAGAGACCCCCUCCAUGCUGGUGUCCCAGGGCUCAGGCAAGGAUGCUACCUCUGCCAUGACCCUAUCUUUGCCCUGCUCCCCUGCAGCCCACGAAUGCCGCUGGCUUUCCUCCCCAGACACUGGCCACAGCUCCUGGGAGGAUCGGAGGGAGGACUGGCAGUGGUUUGCAGGUGGGGAUGCCGCCUCCAGUGUUCUCAACAAUACCCAGACUUAGGAUGUCAUGACCCAGGCAGGCGGCUGGGCCAGGGAGAGGGAAAGGCACAGCCAGCCCCGGAGAUGUUAGGGACAGGGGCUGCCUGGCUGGGGCUGGGGACAGAGCUCCUGAGGGGGAACAGUAGCUAGGGACAAUACCGUGUCAGAGUUAGCAAUCAGAAUGAGCGCAGUCACGAGAAGUUUUCCCUUGAGUUUCCGGGACGGAUCUGGGGUGGGAGAGAAGGAAGAUGUCUUUGCUGCUUCAUGCAAGUGUGUCUAGCCCCAGGUGGAGAAGUCCCAGGGCUGAUGCUGCCCUCACUGGGUAAACACCCACCUUGGGCGGGGGAGACGUUAAGCAAUGGGCUUUGCAGACCUUAAGGAGGAGGACCUCUUCAGCCUUUCCUCAAAGACAGCACGAGACCCUUCAGGCCUCCCUAGCAGCCCCAGAGCGGCCUGAGGGCAAGUCUGGUCACUGUGAAACCCAGCCUUGCUGGGACCCGGUGGCAGACAACGGCCAGUUCUAGGUGUCUCUGCUUAUGGCUGCGGGGAGGGGAAAGAGUGUAACCCUGAAGCGUGACAUAGCAGCAGCAUCCUUUCCCACCACGAAUCUUUACAAAGCUCCUACUAUGUGUCGGGCGCUAUGCCUGGCACUGGGUAUCUGUUAAAAUUGAAAAUGCACGUGGCCCAGCAGUUCCAGUUCUAAGAAGGAGCCUUCAGAGAAGCUCAGAGAAACCCAGGAAGAUGUCCAGUGCAGUGUUGUAGCUGGGGGCAUAAAUCCAGUUACGCGGCCAUCGAUAGGAACCAAUUACACACGCCAGGUCCAUCCAUGGUGUGAGUGCAAUGCAGCUUUUAAAAAGGACGAAGGGGGCGGGUACCUGGGUGUCUCAGUGGUUUAAAGCCUCUGCCUUCGGCUCUGGUCAUGGUCCCGGGGUCCUGGGAU
Lutra lutra (Eurasian river otter) is the source of this 2774-nucleotide messenger RNA. It is a transcript of the gene TMEM92, whose product is annotated as transmembrane protein 92. NCBI's taxonomy places the organism in Eukaryota, Metazoa, Chordata, Mammalia, Carnivora, Mustelidae. The transcript has 5 exons. The record is from RefSeq and is a predicted model, not a curated record. Gene Ontology annotation, cellular component: nucleoplasm. The coding region runs from base 87 to 560 and encodes 157 amino acids.